Molecule: messenger RNA, 2145 nt
Organism: Gossypium raimondii (Peruvian cotton)
Lineage: Eukaryota; Viridiplantae; Streptophyta; Magnoliopsida; Malvales; Malvaceae
Product: cytochrome c biogenesis protein CCS1, chloroplastic
Exons: 8
Coding region: 65-1711 (548 amino acids)
Source: RefSeq, a predicted model, not a curated record
UAUCUUUUAACUAACACUUCCUAUCCAAAAACAAGAGACUGUGUGUAGUUCACGAAAUCCAUCAAUGGAAACUCUGUUAAACCCAUCAAAAACCCCAAAUCUUUUUAUACCAAAAACCCAUCUCUUUAAACCCUAUUUUCUUCAUUCUAAUUUUAAUCCUCAACCCCAUAGUUCCUUCAACAGGAGACCUCUCUCAAUCACCAUUACUUGCAAAGUGAAAACCUCUCAAGGUCGUAAAAACGAUGGGAAGAACAUAUCUAAGAAGAUUGUAUUAACGGAUUCAGCUCCAGAACUGAGUAAUGAGGAAAUUAAAGCAAAGCCAAAGGGUGGAGGAAAAGCUUGGGGGGUUAUUAAGAAAUUUCCCAAAAGAGUUUUGGCCAUCUUGUCUAACUUGCCUUUGGCUAUUGGUGAAAUGUUCACUGUCGCUGGCCUUAUGGCUCUUGGUACUGCAAUUGAUCAAGGGGAAUCCCCUGAAUACUAUUUCCAAAAGUACCCUGAAGAAAAUCCAAUUUUUGGGUUCUUCACUUGGAGAUGGGUUCUUACCCUUGGAUUUGAUCAUAUGUUUUCAUCCCCAGUCUUCCUUGGAACUUUGAUUCUUCUUGGUACAUCACUUAUGGCUUGCACUUACACAACACAAAUCCCACUUGUUAAGGUCGCAAGAAGAUGGAGCUUUUUGCAGUCAGCUAAUAGCAUCCGAAAGCAAGAAUUCUCAGAUACCCUUCCUCAAGCAUCGGUUAGUGAUUUGGGUGUUAUUCUCAUGGGAGCUGGAUAUGAGGUUUUCUUGAAAGGGCCAUCAUUAUAUGCUUUUAAGGGACUGGCUGGUCGGUUUGCACCGAUCGGAGUACAUUUAGCAAUGCUGCUGAUAAUGGCAGGUGGAACACUUAGUGCAACAGGGAGCUUCCGAGGGUCGGUCACUGUUCCGCAGGGACUCAAUUUUGUUAUGGGAGAUGUACUGGGUCCAACCGGCUUUCUUUCCACCCCUACCGAAGCUUUCAAUACAGAAGUUCAUGUUAACAAAUUCUAUAUGGACUACUACGAUAGCGGAGAGGUUUCACAAUUUCACACCGAUCUAUCAUUGUUCGAUAUGAAUGGGAAGGAAGUAAUGAGAAAAACACUAAGUGUAAAUGACCCUUUAAGAUAUGGUGGGAUUACCAUAUACCAGACAGAUUGGAGUUUUUCGGCACUGCAGAUACUUAAGGACGGUGAAGGGCCAUUCAAUUUGGCAAUGGCACCUCUAACGAUCAAUGGAGACAAGAAGCUUUUCGGGACGUUUCUACCAGUAGGGGACACUGAUUCUUCUAAUGUCAAAGGAAUAUCGAUGCUUGCUCGGGAUCUGCAGUCUAUUGUCCUAUAUGAUAAACAAGGGAAAUUUGCUGGGGUGCGACGACCUAACUCUAAACUUCCUAUAGAGAUUGAUGGAACGAAAAUCGUCAUCGUCGAUGCAAUCGGAAGUAGUGGUCUUGACUUGAAGACCGAUCCGGGGGUCCCAGCAGUCUAUGCUGGAUUUGGUGCUCUAAUGCUCACAACUUGCAUCAGUUAUUUAUCUCAUGCACAGAUAUGGGCGUUGCAAGAUGGGACAACAGUAAUCGUUGGAGGAAAGACUAACCGAGCCAAGGCUGAAUUUCCAGAUGAGAUGAACUGCUUGCUUGAUCAGGUUCCUGAAAUAGUCGAGUCAUCCAUUUCCAAGAAACCAGAUAACAUUGGUGGCUAGUUUUCAAGGUGCCGGAAAGGCGAAAAUACGAGCAUUCAAGCUAGCCACAGUUUUCUAGUUUCUGGUACACUCAAGAUAUUGUUCAAUCUCAAUUACAUUCAAACCAAAGAAGGCAACAGUGCAUUCAACUGAGAUGUUAAGAACCCUAGUCAUGGACAAUACCAAAUCCACAACUUGGCAGCAAAGGAGCAAAUUUUGUUUAUGAAAUGUAUAGUUACAAAGAAUCCAACCCUAAUUCCAUAUCCCACUAAAUAGUAUAUUGAAAGUCAUGAGUUAAUGCUUCAAACUACCAAAACUAAUUUUUUUCAUAGCAAAACCAUUCUUUAUGGCUCCUUUUUGACAUUUUUGUAUAGUUAAUAUUAUUCUUUAUGGUUCCUAUUUGAUGUUUACAAUAAUAUGCCAAAUAUAAUGAAAACUAUUGAUGUUUUCUUAGA